GAGCCGGGGGCGGCCGAGUGGCCGCGGUCCUUUGUGCUGUCUGAGCGGCGCGGGGGGUGGGGGGCCGGAUGCGCAGGGUCCGGCCGGUCCUUCGUGGCUCUCGCCCCGCAUCUCCGCGGCCGGAGCAGACCUCCUCCCGCCCCGCCUCGGGGCUCUGCCGGUCUCGGGUGUGGGGCGAGCGGAACCGGCCGCUCCGUGAGCCUCCCCGCUGGGCCGGACCCUUCCGGAAGACCGGACCCCUCCCGCUGCUGCUUGCGGAGCUUCCCGCCGACCGACGUCCCGAGGACCCGCUUUCUUCCUCCUCCUCCUUCCUCCUCCCGCCGCUGCUGCGCCGAGAGGCGUUGCCCGGCCUGCAGCCUUUGAGGAGAAGGAUCUUUGUGAGAAGACCCAGGACGAGUUUGUGCUGGAGGGAAUGACGAGGGAGAGAAGAAUCCUUCCUGUCGUCCAUCGGAGGCUUCCUAAAGACAGAAAAAUGGAGGAAUCUGUAAACCAAAUGCAGCCACUGAAUGAGAAGCAGAUACCUAAUUCCGAAGGCGGAUAUGUGUGGCAAGUCACUGAUAUGAAUCGGCUACACCGGUUCUUGUGUUUUGGUUCUGAAGGUGGGACUUACUAUAUCAAAGAACAGAAGCUAGGCCUUGAGAAUGCCGAAGCUUUAAUCAGAUUGAUUGAAGAUGGCAGAGGAUGUGAAGUGAUACAGGAAAUAAAGUCCUUCAGUCAAGAAGGCAGAACCGCAAAGCAGGAACCCACACUCUUUGCCCUGGCCAUUUGCUCCCAGUGUUCCGACAUAAGCACCAAACAAGCCGCCUUCAAAGCUGUUCCUGAAGUUUGUCGCAUCCCUACACACCUCUUUACUUUUAUCCAGUUUAAGAAAGAUCUGAAGGAAAGCAUGAAGUGUGGCAUGUGGGGUCGUGCCCUCCGGAAGGCUGUAGCAGACUGGUAUAAUGAAAAGGGUGGCAUGGCCCUCGCCCUGGCAGUUACAAAAUACAAACAAAGAAACGGCUGGUCUCACAAAGAUCUGUUAAGAUUGUCACAUCUAAAACCUUCCAGUGAAGGACUUGCUAUUGUCACCAAAUAUAUUACAAAGGGCUGGAAAGAGGUCCAUGAAAUGUAUAAAGAAAAAGCGCUUUCUGUGGAGGCUGAAAAAUUAUUAAAGUAUCUCGAGGCUGUAGAGAAAGUGAAGCGCACGAAAGAUGAACUGGAAGUCAUUCAUCUGAUAGAAGAGCACAGGCUGGUUAGGGAGCACCUCCUAACAAAUCACUUAAAGUCGAGAGAGGUAUGGAAGGCUUUGUUACAAGAAAUGCCUCUCACAGCAUUACUAAGGAAUCUGGGAAAGAUGACAGCUAAUUCAGUGCUUGAACCCGGAAACUCAGAAGUGUCUUUAGUAUGUGAAAAGCUGUGUAAUGAAAAACUGUUAAAAAAGGCUCGUAUACAUCCAUUUCAUGUUUUAAUUGCGUUAGAAACUUAUAAGACAGGUCAUGGGCUCAGAGGAAAACUGAAGUGGCGCCCUGAUGAAGAAAUUCUGCAAGCUUUGGAUGCUGCUUUUUAUAAAACGUUUAAGACAGUUGAGCCAACUGGAAAGCGUUUCUUACUGGCAAUUGAUGUCAGUGGUUCUAUGAACCAAAGAGUUUUGGGUAGUGUACUCAAUGCAAGCACAGUAGCUGCAGCGAUGUGCAUGGUUGUCACACGAACAGAGAAAGAUUCUUCUAUAGUUGCUUUUUCAGAUGAAAUGGUACCAUGUCCAGUGACUACAGAUAUGACCUUACAACAAGUUUUACUGGCUAUGAGUCAGAUCCCAGCAGGUGGAACUGAUUGCUCUCUUCCAAUGAUCUGGGCUCAAAAGACAAAUACAGCUGCCGAUGUCUUCAUUGUAUUCACUGAUAACGAGACCUUUGCUGGAAGUGUCCAUCCUGCUGUCGCUCUGAGGGAAUAUCGAAAGAAUAUGGAUAUUCCAGCUAAAUUGAUUGUUUGUGGAAUGACAUCAAGUGGCUUUACCAUUGCAGACCCAGAUGAUAGAGGCAUGCUGGACAUGUGUGGCUUUGAUACUGGAGCUCUGGAUGUGAUUCGAAGUUUCACAUUAGAUAUGAUUUAACCAUAAGCACCAGCACAAUCUAAGAGGUCCACUGCCAUCAGUGAUCUCGCUAAAAACAAACAGCUACUUCCCAGCUAAUCUUAAUCCACUGAAAGAAGUCAGACAAUGGUACAGUAUGUGCACAAUGGAAAGGUUACCUUACCAAAAAAAAAGAAGGAACAAUAAGAUGAGCCCAAAGUUCUUUCUACUAAACUAGCUUUUGGGAAAUAGCUUCAGAAUACACUGUAGCCCCCUCUACCUAACAGAGAACUUCUUGUUGAGAUACUGUAAAAUAGUCAAACAGUUCUGCUUUGCUGAAUGAUCACAUUUGUACUUAAAAGAAGUGAGAGCCAAAAGUGUAAGUAGUCCUAUAUCAUGUCAUUUGUUUGAGAAAUGCCUUUAAGUUUUCUUAAAUGUUUUCAUUGGUAAAGGACAGCUUUGAUAAUGUCCAAAUACUCUGAAAUGCACUGGACCAUGUACUGUGAUUAUGAAACUCCUUGUAAAUUUUUAUACCAAGGGGAUAAAACAACCACCAAGACAUUUGCUUAUGAAUGAGUUUUACAAAUUGCUUUAACAGUUUUCACCGAUCUCAUAAAUAGCAGCAUUCUCAGUCAGUGAAAAAGAUACUCUGUUUCUGAGGGUUAAUUUACAUUUACAGGAUUGUUUACCAUUAACCAGAAACAUAAUGGAAACCUUUGAGAAGAGAUACUAAAGUUUGUUUGUGUCAGCUGAGGAAGUCUAUUUUGGUUUGUUUUUGUUUGUUUAUUGCUGUGAGGGGCACGAUUUGUUGGUUUCCUAUGGCUUAUACCAACAUAGCCACAUGUAGGGACACAUUUUUUCAUAUUCACAAAUGAAAACAUAAGAUGUUUCAAGCAUUUAACUUCCCCUACUCAUAAUCUGAAAAAUAUGACAGAUAAAAUCUCAGCUAUAACCAUAAUCUGGUUAUACCUUACUUUAAAAUAUUUUACCUUACUUUAAAAUUUUGUUUUAAUUACUUUUAAUUACUUUUUUUAUCCAAUUAUAAAUGAGUUUUAGAUAUUUCUAAUUGUAAACAUGUUGGCAUCCUCCUCUCUGUCUACUAUUCAUUUGUGGCAAAAUAUUCUUUUUUGAUAGUGUGAAAAAAAAAAGCAAGCUAGGUCUUUCAGGUUUGAAAGGCAAUUUUUGAGUGGCGUAUUACCACUAACCAGUCUAUAGGAAAUUAAAUUUUUCUUAUUUGUGUAUAUUAAACUUCCUAUUCAUUAUAAAGUGCAUUAUUUCCUUGAGCAAAUACCCCUUCUGUGUGGGGAGCUUUAAGCUGUUGAAAUGCCAAUAUAUUUGCUCAUAAUUAUAUCAUGGUUGCUUAAGAUAAUGUGGACAUAAAACUUUAGUUUUUAUGUAUUGUUCUUUAAAUGUAUUUAAAGAUUUACUGGGAUUUUUAAAGCCUUCUCACUAUGAAAAGUCAAACAAUAAGUGUAAAUCACAUACUUGUGUGCUUGGGGGUUAGAGAUUUUAUGUUAGGGGCAGAAGGAUUAAGUAAUGUUAGAAUUUGUAUAUUUUCUUCUGUUUCAUGAGAAAUUUGGGCUCUGGGAGUGACAAGAAAAUGUCCCUUUCAAACUUAUUUGACAUAUUUAUACUGGGUUUAUCUGCUAUGUAGCCAUUCCUUCAAGGCAACUGGUAGCAAUUUGUAAAUAUUGUGAUUUACCUGAGAUUUUGGUCAACAAAGCUAGUGGCAUCACUACCCAACACCCGCAAAAUACAUCGCUUCUGGUAUCUUUGGUUUUUUUACCUUCUGUCAGGCGUUAGAUUUGAAAUGAUAGCUACUUUGAUACAUUAAAAUAUUAUGCUCAGAUUGAAUUUAAAGCUUAAAGAACCUAAUAGAAUCAUGUAAUCAUACUUGAAUUCAUUACAUAAACCCAAGGUCUUCUUAAAAAUUAUAACAUGAUCUAACUUCUUAUUCCUAAUAGAAAUGUUAAGUGGAAUAUAAUAUAAACGCUUAUUUCCUCGGUUAAAUACUGUUUCUAUAUUGUUUUUAGGCAGAAUAUUCAGGAACUAAUAUUAACAAAUCCAUCAGAGAAGUAAGAUUAGCUGUGGCCUUUUUGAAGUCACAUAGAAAAGUCUAUUAAAUGUUAAGAUUUGAGAAAGAAAACUAAAGACCACCACACAAGGUAGCUUUAUUUCAAAUAUGGAGCUUUAGAGCUGGAAAUAACCUUAGAAAUGUAAAAGGUAGUUUUUUUGACUUAGGCUAGGAACCCGAGGUCCGAGAGAGUGUGACACUGGAGCCCUAUAUCUAGAAAUGGCCUCCUCAUUCUCAUUCCAGUGUUCACUGGAAAUUCCACUUAGGAACACUGUCUUGUAUUGUUUAGUUUAGUGAUCAUCUUAUGGGAAUAUUGGUGAGGAAAAUGCUCAGUGAACGGGAUGUACCGUCAUCUCCCUGGAGCCUCUUUCACUCUAACUUACUGUGUGACUGGAGACAACUAGUUUAACCUGUGUGAUUCAAUUUUGCUAUCCUUAAAAAGUACCAUUUUGUGGGAAGACAUUUACUUACAAGAGUAAGGGAUAAAAUAGAAUUAUUCAAGACUUUUAUCUUUUUAGGUAUUAGGAAGUAAUUAAUGUAUAUACAUGAUUGCUUUAGGAGUAGAAAAACAGAGAAGUUGUGAACAUGUAUACUUUUGUAGUUCAUAGUGACCCUCAAGCACAAUUAAUAUCUUAAUAACCUGUUGCUAUAUAACAUAGUCAUAUAGAAAAAAUAAAAACUUUUACCUCAUUAUGAAUAAAAUAUUCUCAAGUAAUAAAGAAGUUUUAUUUUCUGAAUUACUUUUAGCAUUACUGCUGAUUAGGAAAAUGUUGCUUUUAAAAAAACAACCCUAAGAAAAAUAAACUUUAUGUCCCAGAAAAUACAUAAGUAUUUUCAGGAUAUAGUUUUAAUUAGUAAAAACAAAAACUAAUCUUAUAAUCCUACCCUUUCCUUGUUAAUUGAAAUUUCUAGGAAAUUCCACUUAGGAACACUGUCUUGUAUUGUUUAGUUUAGUGAUCAUCUUAUGGGAAUAUUGGUGAGGAAAAUGCUCAGUGAAUGGGAUGUACCGCCAUCUCUCUGGAGCCUCUUUCACUCUAACUUAACUGUGUGACUGGAGACAACCAGUUUAACCUGUGUGAUUCAAUUUUGCUCUCCUUAAAAAGUACCAUAUCUAAUCCUUGGAUCAUAGAAGAAUCAAUGAAUUUAUAUCUGUAUUAAAGUCAAAAUUGGGAAGAGGGCUUGCAAUACAAAUUAGAACUUCUCUUUUACGUGUUGAAAGAUAAAGUGUUUUAGAAAAACAGCUCAUUAAGCUGAGUAAUUUUUUUAAACACUUCCUGUUCUGAAUGGGAAAUGUCAUCAUUCUCUGAUAAGAGAAAGUAGUAAUAUAUUCCAAGUCUAAGAUCCCAUUAAAAAACAAACUCAUAUUCUAAAUAAGAAGAUGGUCUUAGAAACAUUUGCAUAACCUUUUAAAUAAUAGGUGAAUCUAUAAAUGAUAGAAUAUCAGUUAAUUAGGCUUUUUUUCUGCAAAGCAAUUUAAAGUUAUUUGGGAAAUUUAAAGUUAUGUGAGGAUCUGACAGUUACUUGAGAAACGUCUUUAGAAGCACAAUAAAGCUACAUCUAAACGAUAAAGGAAAAUAAUUGUGAUCACUUAUUGGACUUAUUUUAAUUUGACUUAAAGGUACCCACACAUUUCUCAAUAAGGCCCUUACAGUAAGUAAUCAAAAAUGAAAACUUCUAGUCUUGUCUACCACAGACAUGGGUGAUUUGUUAAGGCGAUAAACCCCUUUAGAGAAAUGUCAGAUAACUGCAAUGGAAACAUGCACAAGGGAGAAUUAGGAAAAAAAGGUAAGUUGAACUAGUUAGGUGUACUUACUGUAUGCAAUUUAAUCUAGUAUAUCCCAUAUACCUGCUCCCUAGUCCCUUAUUUGUUGAAAGAUUACUUCUAUACCUUUUUUCCUUUUUUCUCCCUUUUAAAAUUCCUUUCUUCUGACAUUUUGGUCUUUUGUUUUUCUACUCCUGCCCUACCUGAGUAAUAACGUGAAUGACAAGAAAGUCACCUGUAUUCGGUUUGGGAUACAUCUUUUGCAGAGUGCUUUUUGUUCCACAUAGAGUUAAGGUCACAUUUUUUUUCAAAUUAAUAACAGGCAUGUCUCCUAGAACAAUAAUCAAAUUGAUAAAUUCUCUUCCCAAUCAAGUUAACUUGUAUAACUUUUAUAUAAGCUGUACGCAGAAAUUUUGUGGCCUUUUGAGUAGGGUUAGUUAUUCAGCCUUUGUUUGCAAUUAUAAGUGUACCUGGCUCUUAGAAAAAGCACUCUUUGAAAAAUAAAUAACUGGAUACUCUCAGAAAGUAGCACAUCUCAGUGCUCAUAUUUCCAUAAUUACAAAGACUACCCACAAAAUCUUUGGUCUACCAAGUACUUGACGAUGCUUCUGUAUACAUGGCUUGUAGUAUAAAAGGUCUUAUAAAUAAGACUUGUAUUCACAUUGAACAUUUUUUUACUUGGUUAAGUGUUUUAUUUACUUUUGAAAAAUUAUUAUGACGUUUAUUUAAAAAUUAAUCCUAUGGUAGUAUUUUUCAUGUAGAAAACUAAUAAUUUUAAAAAAGAUAACUAAUAAUGUAGUUAAACUUAACUGUUUGAAUAGAAAUUAUAAUAAAUGACACAUUUUCCUAAACUCUGAAAAUACCAAAUUAUAUGGGAAAUCGGUAAAAAGAAACAUAAAUUUAGGAUAUGUUACAGAAUUCUGACUGAAAUUAAUGUGAUUAUUUUCUAUGAGAAUUAAUUUUGUAAAUACAAUGAAAACAUAUAGAAGAUAUUUCUGAGCCGAAGAAAAUUUUUGUUUGCUUCUAUUUAAUUUAGUACCACCAUGUUACAGUAAUUUUAUGAACAGAAGUGAAAAUAUUUCAUUUUCAAAUAUAUUUAAAUUUUUCUGCUUUUAGAAGCUAUCAGAAUCUCUACAUGAACAAAAGAAAUAGUAAGUUAGAUACGUUUCACUUAAUGAACACUUGGAUUGUUAAGGGUAGUAAAUGGGGUUAAAGCCUUGCUAUUUUAUGUAUCAUUACCACAAAAUUGAUGGACCAUUAUAUCAAUACAAUCAUUGUAUUGAAACCUCUGUUUAAAUGGCUUAUUAAGCUAUAUUUGCAAUGCAAACUGUUUAGAAUCCAUACACGGCCAAAUCAAAGAUAUUAUAUAAUUAAUGAAUAGUAACCGAGAAAAAAUAUUUUUGUUGCACUGCUAAAGAUGGACUGCAUGUAAUUUGGAAUGGUGUGACUAGACAUAACUUGUAAUGCAUCUGAAUUAUAUUUUCUUCCUUUUAUGGUCAGCUUCUGAUAAUGAAGAAAUUCUCCUAAGGGAUGAGAUAUAUGAAAUCAGCUUUAAAAAAAUUGGCUGGGGAAGAACUGUUACAAUCUAGUUAUAAAAUCUCCAUUUUCUUUAUAUAAAGGCUUUGAUUUCCGUAUUUGACCACUCAGUAUUUAAAUGAUACAGACUAAUGCCCGCAUAGAGUAAAAUGAAGUAUAUAAGAGCCUUAAAGUGAAAAAUGAACCUUCUGACUGCCUUAAAAUAUGACUAGCUCUCUAACACAGGCAUACAUACUUUGCUUAGGGUCUGUUCAUUAAGUAAUGCCUUAAUAGUGUCAGUAUUUCUAAAGUAUAGAACUUGAGGUUCUUUUACAGCUUUCUCUUUUACAUAAUGGAAAUUUAACAAGUUUUAAAUCUGAUUGUACAUUAGUUGUUUAAGCACCCAUUAACAGGAUAAUCUAGGACACUGAUGUGUUAUACAUACAUGACUGUUAACAUCAGUAAUACCUUGUGAUAGUUUGAGGUUUUUUAUUGUUUUGUAUAACAAAUUAUCCAAGAAGCUGGACUCUAUGUAACAUGAUCUCCAAGGACCAAGCUGCAUAUUUAAACACUCUGAGUGAAAAAUAAAGUUGUACAGUUCCAAAAAUGAUUAAUUUUUUAAGGGAAUUUUUCAAGACAAAAGGCAAAUAUAUUCUUUCAAGCCUACCACCAAUUCAUUCAAAGAAGUGAAUACAGUUGUAAACAGUUGCAAUAAGAAGUAUCCAGGCCAGUGAUGUUUGUUUAAUUACAUUCACAUUUUUACAUUGACUUUGCCUUUUAAAGCAGGAAUAUUUUAUAAAAAUGAGAGAAAACUUUAAAUUGUCAAGCUGGUGCUUUAAAGUAUAUAAAUUCUGAUUUAUAACACAUUCCAUUUCAAAGGAAAAGGACCCUGAAAGGAGGGGUGGGGGUUUCCUAGAAACUCACUGAUAACUCUGUUGAGUCUUCCAAGUUAUCACUGUAAAUAACACAUCUAACAAUGUAAUUCUGGUGUUUUCUGAUAGAAAAAUGGAUGAAACACUAAUGUAUGAAAUUUGUUUCAUGACAAAAUAGUUUCCACCAAUACUGUGAAAUCUGGACUCUCCUGUGUAGCCCUGCAAAACCCACACUGGAUAAAUCAUUUUAGACAUCGAGUACAGGUGGGCACAAUGUGAACUGUUUCUAGUCACUUGUAUUAUUGUAGAAUUUGAUAGAGGUACCAAAUAAACUCUAUGCACAUCAA
Molecule: messenger RNA, 8617 nt
Organism: Capra hircus (goat)
Lineage: Eukaryota; Metazoa; Chordata; Mammalia; Artiodactyla; Bovidae
Gene: RO60
Product: TROVE domain family member 2
Exons: 9
Coding region: 413-2089 (558 amino acids)
Cellular component (GO): ribonucleoprotein complex
Molecular function (GO): RNA binding
Source: RefSeq, a predicted model, not a curated record